AUUCCGUCCCAAAUAAACAUUAACAGAGCCGGCCAAGCUCAUCUAUGGUCCAUAUUCAAAAAACAGUAAGAUGAUCCAAUGACCAUUAAAUCAUGUGGCACCACCACCCAUUAAUAUCCAUUGAAUUUUACACUAUCACCCUUACUUUUCUACAGUUUCUCCACUUCCACCCCUUCCCCUCAUUCUCUAUAUAAACCUCACCAUUCCCAACCAUCCUCACCCAACAAAGUGACAAACCAAAAGAAAAAAAAAAAUCAUGGGUUCUUUUCCUCACAUAGUGGAGGACUGCAUGGGAGUCCUCCAAGUGUUGAGUGAUGGCACCAUUUUUAGGUCCAAAAACAUACAAUUCAACAUGCCUGUCGUCGAUGAAAAAUCUGUUCAUUUCAAAGAUGCUUUGUUUGACAAAAACCAGAACCUCCAUCUUCGAAUUUACAAGCCCAUGUCAGCAUCUUUUCCAGGCAAUAGUUAUAAACUUCCCAUCAUCAUUUUCAUUCAUGGUGGUGGGUUUUGCGUAGGCUCCCGCAUGUGGCCUACCAGUCACAAUUCCUGCCUACGCCUAGCGUCCGGGCUCAAAGCGCUUGUCGUCUCACCAGACUAUAGGUUGGCCCCGGAGCAUAGGCUGCCGGCAGCUAUGGAUGAUUCAGCCAGUGCCAUGAAGUGGUUGCAAGGUCAAGCUUUGAGUGAAACUAGUAGUGAUGCAUGGUUCAAUAGUGGCGAGGUUGACUUUGACCAGGUUUUUGUCAUGGGUGACUCGUCAGGUGGCAAUAUUGCACACCAUUUGGCAGUUCGGUUCGGUGCUGGUUCGACCGAGUUGGCUCCGAUUCGAGUACGAGGUUACGUAUUGUUGGCACCAUUUUUUGGUGGGGUGGACAGGACAAAGUCAGAAGCGGGGCCUAGCGAAGCUUUGUUGAAUCUUGAGAUACUGGACAGGUUUUGGAGGCUGUCGAUCCCAAUUGGAGAGACAAGGGAUCACCCUUUGGCAAAUCCAUUCGGUCCGUUGACCCCUAGCCUCGAAGCAUUGACACUUGACCCCAUCUUGGUCAUUGUUGGCGGCAGUGAGUUAUUGAAAGACAGGGCUGAGGACUAUGCAAGAAGAUUAAAAGCCAUGGGAAAGAAGAUUGAAUAUGUUGAGUUUGAAGGACAGGAACAUGGUUACUUCAAUUAUGAUCCAUACUCUGACGCUGCAAAUCAAACCCUUCAAGUUAUCACAAGAUUCAUGUCUCACAACUCUGGUUGAGAUCAGCUAGUAGCUAUUUUCAUGUAGAUUUUUUUUUUUUUUUUGUGUGGCAUUCUUAGAAAUUAGAUUACUCAAUUGGAUGUAUGAUCGAUCCUAGGAAUAUAUUUGUCGUAGUAACUUUUUUUUUUUGUGUGUGUGUGCACGAGUGUGAGGUUAUCAUUGGAUAAUAAAA
Messenger RNA from Durio zibethinus, 1409 nucleotides. Its product is annotated as strigolactones hydrolase CXE15-like. Lineage: Eukaryota; Viridiplantae; Streptophyta; Magnoliopsida; Malvales; Malvaceae. Gene Ontology annotation, molecular function: hydrolase activity. The record is from RefSeq and is a predicted model, not a curated record.